Molecule: messenger RNA, 555 nt
Organism: Seminavis robusta
Lineage: Eukaryota; Bacillariophyta; Bacillariophyceae; Naviculales; Naviculaceae
Source: the annotation of a GenBank genome assembly
AUGAGCGACGUCAUAGACAUCCUCCGUUACGAAAGGCUCGACACCAACCAAGUCUACGCCAUGGCGACCUCCAUCAGACGACUGAAAGACCACAUCCUGGGAGAAGUCGAUUCCAAACCGGUGACGACAGCCAAUCCACCCAUGAGAAAAUUCACCGUCAGCAGCAAAGCACUCGCCCGACACGCGUCUGUGGUGGAUGUAACCGUCCUCUUCUUUUCGGAUAAGUUCCCAGCCGGUAUGGCCCUGGAACAACGAAGCGAUUCUUGGAAGGACAUGGAUGAGAAAGAGAAAAAGAGUCACCGCAACCGUUACAGCAGCAUCAAGCGAGCGGUUCGCAUUGUAGUGAUGCACAUGGAUUCCUUUCCGUUGGUAUCCGAUCGAGAUUUCAAAUCGACACUCUGUCGUGUUGCAAGCAAAGCGUUAGAACGCCUCCGAACCAACUAUAAGAUUUCCGAAGACAAGACCAUCACGGUUCACACAAUUGCAAGCAACAGCCAACAAACCCCAACCCUUGAGAAGACUAUGAAUCUACCACCCGAUCUUCUGGAAGUUUGA